AUGGAUGUUGUGGUUCUCCUCCAUGAUGCCAAGCCUAAUGUGGCAAACAGGACCGCCACCCGACUGCAGUCAUUCGGAUGGGAGAUUAUGGAGCAUGUGCCUUAUAGUCCAGACUUCACCCACAGUGACUGCCACGUGUUCAAUCCACUGAAGAAGUUCCUGGCAGGCCAGAGGUUCAUUUCUGAAGAUGAUGCAAAAACCGCUAUCCGACAGUGGUUCCACACUCAACUGGCCGAAUUCUACAACAGCUGCAUCUCCAAACUAGAGGUGCGAUGGGACAAAUGCCUGAACUGGGGUGGGGACUAUGUGGAAAAAUAG
Messenger RNA from Cryptotermes secundus, 318 nucleotides. RefSeq names its product histone-lysine N-methyltransferase SETMAR-like. The record is from RefSeq and is a predicted model, not a curated record. NCBI's taxonomy places the organism in Eukaryota, Metazoa, Arthropoda, Insecta, Blattodea, Kalotermitidae. The transcript has a single exon. Gene Ontology annotation, molecular function: nucleic acid binding. The coding region runs from base 1 to 318 and encodes 105 amino acids.